CUGACACCUGAACCGGCACAUCGAACCCUGAUGGAGCACUGCUGCAUUUACCUCCACUUCCUCCUCCAAAGAAACCCUCAGCUCUGCCAUGUUUGAACCUGAACAUGCCGCUGUACACCAAGAGGACCAUGCAAUUUCAAGGUGUUGGGUGGGUGUGUUGAACUGUCUCCUGUUAUCCUGUCUGUACGUUGGUAGUUUGUACAUCUGGAGGAGCAGCUUACCCAGGGACCAUCCCAGUGUAAUAAAGCGUCGUUGUGUCAGUGUCUUGUUGGUCUCUGCCUUGUCACCGGCAGUGGUGAAGACGUGGAUGCACUGGUCUGAUGUCAGGGUCGGUGCAUCUGUUUGGGAGCUGAUGGGAAUUCGCUUGGAUGGUUUUGUUCCUGCAGCCGUACUGCCACUGCUCCUAACAAUGGUAUUUUAUCUCGGUCCACUGGUUCAUUCUGUGAUGGAAAACCCUAAAGGAUUCACUGGGGAACUGCAGUCAGCAGUAGAUGUCCAGUCAUGGAGGUUGUGUGUGGAAGAUGCAGUGUGGCUCAGGAACCAGGUGGUGGCGCCAGUGACAGAGGAGCUGGUGUUCAGAGGGGCCAUGCUGCCCAUGCUGGUGCCCUGCACAGGACCCAGGGCCGCUGUCUUCUUGGCUCCGCUGUUUUUUGGAGUUGCUCAUUUCCAUCAUAUCAUAGAGCAACGACGUCUCCAUAAGGACAGAAUGAGUGUCAUCCUCAUGGUGUCAGGGAUGCAGUUCUUAUAUACCACUGUGUUUGGUGCCUAUACUGCCUUCAUAUUCAUGAGAACUGGUCACGUUGUAGGUCCCAUUUUGUGCCAUUCAUUCUGCAACAGCCAGGGUUUGCCUGACAUCAGCUCUGCCCUCAAACACCCUCAACGUCCUGCUCUGCUAUUCUCAUACCUCAUGGGACUGCUGUUGUUUUUGGUGCUGCUCUUCCCAUUGACAGACAGCUUUUUCUACGGUGUUAUUCCCAUCUGCAGUCUGGCUCCACCUCCAGUGUCUGCAUGCUAAAUUAGAUUAAAUAUAUUCCUGCUCUUAUGACUCCUUUUUUGUAACUCUGAAGUUAAUUUUAAAGCAAAAGUUAAAGUAUUUUUAUAGUG
Molecule: messenger RNA, 1104 nt
Organism: Sphaeramia orbicularis (orbiculate cardinalfish)
Lineage: Eukaryota; Metazoa; Chordata; Actinopteri; Kurtiformes; Apogonidae
Product: CAAX prenyl protease 2-like
Exons: 8
Coding region: 89-1015 (308 amino acids)
Biological process (GO): CAAX-box protein processing
Cellular component (GO): endoplasmic reticulum membrane
Molecular function (GO): metalloendopeptidase activity
Source: RefSeq, a predicted model, not a curated record